UUUUGAAUGCAACAACUUUCAGAGUUUCGUGCAGCGAACAGCUAACCACAAGUACAACUUCCUGCGACUUGCACCUUCGUCGCCCACCUUCUGACCGCAUCCUCUCUGCGGACCUUAACCUUGCACUUUCAAUGAGAAUAAAACGCCCACUGGAAAGACGCCGGGCGCAAGGAACUCCCAAGGUUCAGGAACGCAAAGCCAACGGCCACCAGACAGCGACGCUGUGCCGCCUUUUAAAGACGGGCCGGCGGCUGGGGAGGCGGGGCCAGUAGCCGACGUCACUCGGUCCCGCCCACUCCACUCGCUCUGCCACAGUGGGUGUUCGGAUUCUGUCGGCUCGUCUCCGCAGGCUGAGAAGUUGCCGGCAGCAGGUUGAACAACCCAAACAUAAAAAAAUUAAAAAGAAUAAAAAGUAAAAUAAAGUAAAGCAUACAAUAAAAUAAAACAAACAACAACAGGAGCCAUCCUCCUUUAGCAUUAGGAAGAAGAAAUGAAGGCGCAAAGUUCUGUUGAGGAGAUGCAGAAAAUAUUUCAGGAGGCUCCAGAAGCCAGACGGGCACUGCUGGAAAACUACAGCAAUCUGCACAAGGUGGCCGAGUACUGCGAGAAGAACUACCUGCAGUCUGAUGACAAAAAGGCGGCCCUGGAGGAGACGAAGGCCUUCACUACUCAGUCUCUGGCCAGCGUGGCCUAUCAGAUCAGCACCCUGGCCAGUAAAGUGCUGACCCUGCUGGACGCCCAGGCGGCCGACAUGCGGCACAUCGAGUCGUCCGUCAAUCUGCUCUCCCAGUCGGUAGACAUGUACCAGGAGAAAGUUUACCGUCGAGAAAUCGGCAGCUUCACCGCCAUCAAAAGGCUGCCGCGCAGUCAGAAAAUCAUCCCGCCGACCACCCAGGAGGAAAGGGCCAAAUACACCCGCAAGGCCAUCACGUACUCGUCCUUGGACAACGUCGGCCACGGAGUCAAGGAAUCAGGAACGCAACUCGGAAGAACGGGUACCAUGAACAGAAAAGCAGUCAACAGGGACCCUCAGGGAACUUUGGGAAGAGGCACUCGACAACCGGAGCCCGUCCUGUGCCCCAUGGUUCCCUCUCUGACCAAGUGCAUCUCCAUCACCUCUCUCAGUGACCGCGCCAGCAGUUCCAGUUUUGGCAUCGCUGUGCCUCCUCCGGUGAUCCCUCCAACUUCAAGCAUGGCAGAUGUGGCGCCACCUCCGACUGAUGAAGUUUUGCCCCCUCCGCCACCUCCACCGGUAGACCCUGCGUCUGAACCUAUCUCAGAGGUGCCUGCUCCACCCCCUGCUCCGCCUCUGUUAACAGGCUUCUCAGGUCUUGAUGGACUUUCAUCACCUGACACUCCGGACUUCCUGCCUCCUCCUCCAUCGGCACUAUCUGCUUUGAUCCCCCCACCUACAGCUCCGCCCCCACCGCCGCCCCUGGAGGAUGAGCUUACUUCUGCCCGCUUGCCUCUGCUUUCUUCUAAAUUGUCAAGGGGUCAGCAGGGUCCUGACAGGCCACGUGAAAGACGUCACCCAGCGCACUCACAGCUGCCUCACCCUGUGGGUCAGAGUCUCUCAGUUUCCUCUUGGUGCACAUUGAUCAUUCCUCCCCCUCCCUCUUAUCCCCCCCCAGUAGCUCCCCCUGCCCCACAGAUUCCGCUCACUCGGUUGGCCACAUGGUUUCUCGAACGCAAGUCCGAUUUCACGGUCCCUCCACCGGAUGAGCUCUUUGAAUUCUAUUCCAUGGAUCCUCCUCUUCCACCCCCAGUGGACUACGACACAGAUGCCCCGGCCAAUUACCUGGAGAAAGUGGUGGCCCUCUACAGUUACACCGGCAGCAGGGAGGACGACCUCACAUUUCAGGAAGGAGAUGUGAUUUACGUCAUGAAGAAGAACCCUGACGGCUGGUACGAAGGCGUCCUCAACAAUGUGACGGGUUUCUUCCCUGGAAACUAUGUGCAGUUGGCGUGAUAAUUGAGGACACCUGGAGGUGGGAGACUUGAGGAACACAAAGCGCUGGACUCUCGUGUUAAUGUUCUUUAUGUUUUUUUGGUAACUUGUGUCCCAUUUCAUGUUAUGGCAGACACUGGAGAGGCCCACCCUGCCUAUGCAGGUGCGCAACCAGCACUUUGUCAAAUAUACAAGUGGUAGGGCACCCCCUUGGUGGCCACACUAUGCUAUGACGAAUUCAGGCUAACGUGCAGGUAAGAGCGUAGCUACCUUCAUGGGAAACAUAUGAAGAUGAGGGAAUACUUCAUAAAAAGUGAAGCGUAAGACGCGCACCUAAAUAUGUAAAAUUUAAAGGCAGAUGAGUGAAGUCGGCUGGUGGCUAGGAAUGCGACUUGCCCACCACUCUCCCCCGCUAAAAUGCACAGCUUUUGUCCAUUUCUAGUCUGUUGCUCUCCACUGUCUUCUGAGGCAUCAUCCUGCUCCACUGCCAACGUCAGUCUCUGUAUGUGUAUGUGUGUGUGCCUGCUCUGCCCAUUGGGGGCAACACUUACCCUCCAUCUGAUUAAUUUUUGAUGGGUUCCUUUGAACAUUAAUAGACAAAGCAUACGUCCAUUUGCGAGGUUAGAGGAUCACAUUUUGGAUUAGUCUUCACUUUAGGCUACCAAAACCCUACUGAAAUGGCGGGCUUUGGCCUGCACUGGCCUAAAAACGAGACUUAAGUUAUUCAAGUUAAAAAUGUCUACAAGGAAAGGAUAGCAGGGAAAACAAAAAGAAAACGUCAAAUUUCAUUUCAUUAUUAACCUCAUUAGUGUUACAUUUUUAAUAAUAAUACUAAUAAUAUGAACAGCACACUGCACAUAUGCCAGUGACGCAAGUGUCACUUUCGGAUUCUCAGAAUCCUGUUCGUUUUCAGUAACCAUUUCAAUUUCUCUGCCUGAAGAAAAAUUCACUUUGUCUACACUGUUGCCCGGGUAACGCUCAGGCCUGAUGCUUAUGUACGACAUGCCUAUACCGUUGCCCGGGUAACGCUCAGGUCUGUUGCUUAUGUACGACAUGCCUAUACCGUUGCCCGGGUAACGCUCAGGCCUGAUGCUUAUGUACGACAUGCCUAUACCGUUGCCCGGGUAACGCUCAGGUCUGUUGCUUAUGUACGACAUACCUAUACCGUUGCCCGGGUAACGCUCAGGUCUGAUGCUUAUGUACGACAUGCCUAUACCGUUGCCCGGGUAUCAGUUGGGCCUGUUGUUUAUGCAAGACACUCCUAUACUAUUACCCAAGAAACACAGGGCACUAAUGCUGCAGGCACUUUUACAGCCCAAGCAAACCUCGGGUCUUACGCGAGAGGUGUCUAUACUGAUGCCUGAGUGACACUCGGGACUAACACUUUUAGCUCUGUUUUUACAGCCCGAGUGGCACUCAGGCCUAAUGCUAAGGAUGUCAAGAACAUGUCUAAUGAAAAAUGAAGUGCAAAAAUUACUUUUGUCUAAAAAGGAAAAAGCCUCAAGGAAACAAAUCCAAUAAUCACCAAAUCACGGGUCAAAACCAGGAAUCCAAAAGAGACAAUCAUGAACAGGAAUCGGAAGGUCAAAAAAUGCAAUGGCGAAGCUGUUGAUGUCUGCUUGGCUUUGUCUUAAGUGCUACAUGAGCCUUACUAGGUGGCCCUGCCUCCUUAGGCUCCACAUACAGGAGGCAGGGCAGAUAAACAAAAACAAUGACGAUAUAAUUAACAUAAAACAGAAGAGCAAACUUAUUCAAUAGCAUCACAUCACUUAAAGCAUCAUCUUGCAUAAACUAAAGGACAAAACAAAAUGAACAUAAUCUGAAAAAUUACGAGGGGGGGGGGUGGGGGCUCAAACAUUCCUAGAAUUACUAAAACAAAAGCCUUUAUAAUAAAAGUAUCGCAGUUCCCUUUUAGUCGCCUUCCAGAUGGUCUCCUUGAGGUGUAGUAUGCUUGUCCCAGCUGUUCUCCUGUUCCUCUUAACAUUUCUGGUACUCUCACCAUGCCCAGAGUUUACUAUCUCACACUGGCCGCUUGCCUAUUUUUUUUUUAAUCAGAUAGUCCCGCCCUCUUGUGGACGCAGGAUGACAUUACACUCAGAUGUAUGCCACACUGUUUGCUGUCUCAUACUGGCAGCUUGCCUUUUUUUGCUUUGUCUAUCAGGGGAGGAGCAAAAGCUUUAAAUUCAUCAAAAAUUUCGAUCUCCUUUUUGAUGGAUCUUGAUGUUUUAGGGUCCCAUACUAAAAACAUUGAUAUCUUGAUGAUGAUUGUGUGUCAGUCUGUGUGUGUGUCUGUGUGUCACAGUUUAUCGAAAUUGGCCCAGAGCUAAAACGGCUGCACGGAAAAAUACCAAACUGGAAAGUUAAACCUGUUAUGAGACGAUGAUGGGCUUAUAAGUUUUUAAGCCAAAUCAUGCAAGAGAAAGAGGCCCUCUAGUGGAGCCGUCAAAUACCGUAAAUCAGCAAUUAAUUCUGAAUUUGUCAAUUUCUAUCAUAAUGACCUACUUUAUGAUCAGAAAGAUCAGCAUCAGAGCGGUCAAUAAUUACUGAAAUGUUAGCGAAUAAUUCAGGUGACUUUGUUCCUACUGAUGCUCACGUCCAAAUUUUUAUUUUAUUUUUUUAAAUCGCAUUAUAAUCCUGCCCUCUUGUGGACGCCGGAUGACGUUACACCCAGAAAGAGCACAGACGGCAGACAGACAGACGUCUUAUCGCUUUAUCUGUUUAGAGGUCUCCUUUUUACGUGCAGGUCCUUUGAGGUUCUCAUCAUCAUGGUCACCUAUAGGGGGUGCUACAGGAAAACCAGAA
Messenger RNA from Erpetoichthys calabaricus (reedfish), 4750 nucleotides. RefSeq names its product ABI family, member 3a (gene abi3a). Gene Ontology annotation, molecular function: SH3 domain binding. NCBI's taxonomy places the organism in Eukaryota, Metazoa, Chordata, Cladistia, Polypteriformes, Polypteridae. The record is from RefSeq and is a predicted model, not a curated record. Bases 491 to 1969 code for a protein of 492 amino acids. Gene Ontology annotation, cellular component: lamellipodium. The transcript has 13 exons.